CACAUUCAUACACGAAUACAGACAUUACUCGAACAGUUCGUCACGAUAAGUGCACGAUCUAGUAAUGGUGACACAACACAACUUGCAAGUUCUCUGUAAAUGCCCCUUUCGCGAAGGGUUAGGCGAAAAAGGGAGUUCCGAACGAAAAGAGCACGGUUACGGUACAGAGGAAGCCAUAGGCAGCGAGCAGCUUCAGUAAAGCAGCUACAGGGGACGCCUGCGCACUGCAGCCCUGCCAGCCUCCUGUCUCAGGGUGUCGAUACUGAAGCUGGAACACGAGAGCAAAUAUAUUAAUUUGUACAUAUAUAAUAACCAUCAUAAUAAUAAAGAAACGGAUGUGCUUCAGAAAACGAAACGGCUACAGCCCUCCAGAUCAUUUUAAUGCAAAAAUUUAUACAGGCCCUGUACCGGCAGAGAGACAGCCUCCGAUGUCGCAGAAUGAGACUUCCCCAAGCAGAGCACAACAGGCUGGCAACCACCGACCAAAUACAUGCUGCUUCUGCUGGUGUUGCUGCUGCAGCUGUUCAUGGUACGUCAUACAAUCUAUUUGGUAUGAAAUACGACAGAUUUGUAGCAGGAAUGAAGAUGAGAACCGAACACGAAGGAAGUCAAAGUCGCAGGACACCAAACUGGAGACCAUACCAAACUGUGAAGCAUGCACCAGACCAACAACAGAGGAAGUGCGGCUAUGGGCACAGUCUUUUGACAAGUUAAUGAAGAAUCCUGCUGGAAGAAAUGUCUUCAGGGAAUUCUUAAGAACUGAGUACAGUGAGGAAAAUAUGCUGUUUUGGUUGGCAUGUGAAGACCUCAAAAAAGAAAUUAGCAAAUCUGUUAUUGAAGAGAAAGCAAGAAUGAUCUAUGAGGACUAUAUAUCUAUACUUUCACCUAAAGAGGUUAGUCUUGACUCCAGGGUACGUGAAGUAAUUAACAGGAAAAUGCAGGAUCCAACGCCUCACGCAUUUGAGGAUGCGCAGCUUCAAAUCUACACCCUAAUGCACAGAGACUCUUAUCCCAGGUUCCUGAACUCUAUGAUAUACAAAUCACUGAUUCAGAGCACCUCACGCUCAUCUUCAGAAUCGUAGGCCAAUUCAGUUCAACUGCACAACCACUGAAAGCAAAUCCAGAUCUUUUGGAUUAUUUUUGUUAAGCCCUUUUUAACUCACCAUGUCUGUUCUACAGACAUAACUGGAAGGUACAGGGUCAUCGUCAAAUGACAUUUAUUUUCUUCUUUUUUCACUUUUAUGAGGCCAUUUACUAUGAAGACUACUACUACUGAUUUCAUGUUGCCAAAUGUAUAAUAGGAAGAGGGAAGGAGACUGCAAUAAUACACUGUGUGAACCGGCUUUGUGAGAAGACUGUCAUUGUGAAAAAAGAUUCUUAUCAUUUCUGUCAAAAUGCAAAAAAUAAAAUAUUCAUUAUUUGUGUAAAGUGGGAGGCACCAACGGCAAAUAGGGUUUUAAAAAUAUUGUACUGUUUUUACAGUACAUUCUAGAGUAAAGGUUUUAAAUGGUGUUUAAGCACCAGGGUAGGAGAAACACCUGAGGCAUUUGUGUCCUUGUGCACAUAAAACGUCAGUUUAAAGCUACCCUGAAAUGGGCACCAGUCAUGGCAUGUACUGGGAUCCAGGUUUUUAAAUUUUAUAUUACCCACCACAUCAAUAUAAUAAAAAGGUCAGAGUUCAGUAUACUCCUAACUACUUUAUCAUACUUAUCAAAGUCAGUGGUUUAAACAACUGGACUCUUUUGAGUGUUUUUAUUGACUUCUGCUAACAGUAUGAUCUGCGCUCCCACUAAGUGAAUUACAGCUUUUCCAAAAAAUGAAUUCAAAUAGAGGCCUGUACUGUAUUUUAUAACCUCCUCGGAGUUUUUCAUCUGUAGUACAAACUAAAGUGGAGCGCUUCUAGGUGCCAAACCUGUAGUUUAUAGACCUUGUUGAGGACACAAAACAUUCUUCAGGAUGACUUAAUCCUGUGACUGAAAGAAAGCCAGAGAUUGUCAGUAGGGUAAUCUCAUACUCCGGAAAUGCAGAGAAAAUGUUUUCUGCCCAUUACUCUUCAUGUACUAACAUUAACUGGUAUACAUUUAAGCAGUGCAAUGAGGUUUGUUUCUAAUGAAAGGUACAGAUCCUUUUCCUUCCUUGCUGCAAGGACUUAAUUGAUAACUUCAUAGAAACCUUUGGAUGGUCACUGUGUCACUUCUUAUUUCAUGAUUGUUUCAUUAGCAUAGAUUAGUUGAGAGAGACACUGGCUGUCAUAUCACUGUCUGAGAAUCACAUAUUUCAGGGCUUUAUUAGCAACUAUAUCCAAAUGAGGAAGCAAACAUAAAAUCUGUUUUGACUUGCAUAAUGGAGCAGAAUAAAAACUGUAAUAAAGUAAUCGAUCAAUUAGUCAGAAAACCUCGGAGACUAACUUAUCUAGCAUUUCUGGAACUUGAUGGAUACCUUACUUAUUUGUAACUUUUCUUGUGUAUUUUUGCAAGUGUUUGACCGCAGCAAAUGUGAAAAUUGCUGAGAUUUUAUGGUAUUUUUAUUUAUAAAAUGCAGAUGUGCAUUUUACUAAUACAGUAUAUCAUUUUAUUUAUAAUCAACAAUUUACUAUUUGUUUUUAAAUCAAAAUAAUAAAAGUAAUUUGGCCAUUAUUUUAUGUCAUUACCAAAUAACAGAUUUCCAAAACUAUGCUAAACAUUCAGAUUAAAACCAUAGGAGAUGUUAAAUUCAGUGCAAUUUUAAGCUAUAAAUUACCACAUUCCUAUAGACACCUUACUUAUUUAUUGCAUUUUAUAUGAUUUUUCUCUUAUCCUUCACUCUAGUGUGAUAUAUAAAGCUAGAUGGGCCGCAAUAGAUAACUUGAUAUUUUGAGUGUUAAGCCACAAUGUUGUCCCAUAUUUAAGUAAUGUGUUUAAAACCCUUGUCAGUGGGACUAUCUCAGUUGAAAUAAAAUGCCUGAUAUAUAUGGUAUAGGAUUUAAAAUAAAUGCACAUAAUGAAAGCAUUUAUGUGGUACUGAACUGUACUGCCACUCAUUCUUAUAUAUUCUGGUGGCCAUUAUUUUUGCUCUGUAGCUAGAAGCUGCUAUUACCCUGUGUCUUCUCUAACUGAUUUCCACAUAUUACAUGAGAAUGACUUUAUACUUGAUACAGUAAGAGUGGUCACAAUUGACUAAAUGGUUGGCCAAAUUUUUUAAAUUGCAACCACCAUACAAAAAUAGCAUAUUGUGAGCUGGGGGGGGCUGAUCGCACCCUCAGAGAAUACAGACGUUCCUGGGAAAACC
Molecule: messenger RNA, 3267 nt
Organism: Polypterus senegalus (gray bichir)
Lineage: Eukaryota; Metazoa; Chordata; Cladistia; Polypteriformes; Polypteridae
Gene: rgs19
Product: regulator of G protein signaling 19
Exons: 5
Coding region: 336-1082 (248 amino acids)
Source: RefSeq, a predicted model, not a curated record